This is a messenger RNA of Fusarium venenatum, 708 nucleotides long. RefSeq lists its product as uncharacterized. Lineage: Eukaryota; Fungi; Ascomycota; Sordariomycetes; Hypocreales; Nectriaceae. The record is from RefSeq and is a predicted model, not a curated record.
AUGUUUUCUCGAUCAUUUCCUCGAGCCACCAUCGUGGCGACUCUCUGUCUGACAGCUCUAGUGUCCGGUGCGGUUUCACAUGAUGAUCAUACUGUCACCACGGAAGCCUCCCACGCAACAUCCAGGAGGGCAGGUCAGCCGACCGACGUCCAUGGUAAUGUGAUGAAGGCUUGCGGUAGCCAUAUCUCACUGUGCGGUGUCGAGGACGAAGACAACGUUAUACUUGUUCCGAAAACCACGAUAACCAAGACCAAUAAUAUCACGUCGACAUCAAUAAAGAGACUUAAGCCUACAACCUCGGUCAUUGUUGAGAUCUCGGUGUUAACUGUCACGGACACAACCAAGGGUCACUGCCGCAAGACCGUGAUUGCCGCCGGUCCACCUGCUGAGGUCACUGUUGACGUUACAAUUGUUGCCGUCCAGGAAAUACAAAAGGUUGAAAGAAUUACCACAGUCUCGGUCGUAACAACAACCGCCAGUGUAGUCGAGCAAUGUUUCCUCGAAAAGCACAAUGGCUUGGGUCACAUGCCGGAAUAUCGAGGGCCUGAAUCGUCAAGGGUGGUGACACCACACCUUUCUUCAACCCAGACAGCCAGCCCGGCGGGAUUCACUGCAGAUUUCGAUCAACCUUCUCAUGACUCUACUCCUAACGAUAUGGAAGGGGGCCUACAUGGACAGGGCGUGUACGAACAGGGUUCAGAUGAAUGA